GGCAAGCACAGUGGCUGGUUUCGAUUAUAAUACCAGUGUAGUAGAAAAUACUUAAUCGCCCUAGUGUUUGACAAUAUUUCGCGGGAAAGUGUCGAUUACUCACGAGGUACCGGCUUUAUAUUGUUUACUGUUGCUUUUCUAUCAUCGAUCAAUAUGGAUAGUCGAAAGCGUCCCAGAGAAGAUUUGCUGACUGCUGACAGUGAUAAUUUGAAAACCCCGGAGAAGCGCCUUUCUGAGCUGUCGUUCAUGGACGGGGACUUCAGACAGUGGGGUGUGGAGGACACUUGCCGAUACUUGGUUCUGAAUGGUCUUGGCGCCUGGGAGGAGAAAUUCAGAGAGCAACAAAUAACAGGAGUGGGGUUACGAUACCUUACAGAGAGACAGCUGGAGGAUAUUGGUGUAAGGCCUCUUGGCAUGCGGCUGCAGAUUCUGCACUGCCUGAGGAAGCUGUGGCAGAUAGGAGCUGAGAACAUCAAGGUGUUUAAUGACCCCAUCCAUGGCCACAUAGAGAUGCAUCCUCUGCUGGUCCGUAUCAUCGACACCCCUCAGUUCCAGAGGCUCCGCCACAUUAAGCAGCUGGGAGGAACAUACUUUGUCUUCCCUGGAGCCUCCCACAACCGCUUUGAACACUCCAUCGGGGUUGGACACCUGGCAGGUCGGUUGGUCCAGGAGUUGAAUGAAAGACAACCGGAGCUCCUCAUCACCCGUAGAGACAUACUGUGUGUUCAGAUCGCUGGGCUCUGUCACGACCUGGGUCAUGGUCCUUUCUCUCAUAUGUUUGAUGGGAUGUUCAUCCCAAAAAUACAUCCAGGAUCAAAGUGGAAGCAUGAGAAGGCAUCCUUGGACAUGUUUGAUCACCUGGUGCAAGUGAACAAUUUGGAGUCGGUGAUGAAGGAACAUGGCCUGGUCCUUCCUGAUGACCUGGUCUUCAUUAAGGAGCAGAUCGCUGGACCCCUGGACACUGAUACGCUUAACCAGUGGAGUCAGUUAAUUGGACAGACCGACAGCCAGCCGGUAAAGUGGCAAUAUGAGGGCAGGCCAGAGGAGAAGUCCUUCCUCUAUGAGAUUGUUUCCAACAAAAGGAACGGCAUUGAUGUGGACAAGUGGGACUACUUUGCCAGGGACUGCUACCACCUGGGUAUUCAGAACAAUUUUGACUACUGUCGCUUUCUCAAGUUCGCCCGUGUGUGUGAGGUGGAUGGGAAGAAGCUCAUCUGUACCCGAGACAAAGAAGUAGGUAAUUUGUAUGACAUGUUCCACACGCGAAACUGCCUUCAUAGAAGAGCCUACCAGCACAAGGUCGGCAAUAUCAUUGAAACCAUGAUUACAGAGGCCUUUGUUAAGGCAGACCCCUACAUUCAAAUUCAAGGUUCAAAUGGAAAGAUGUUCACCAUCUCCGGCGCGAUCGAAGACAUGGAGGCCUACACUAAACUCACGGACCACGUGUUUGAGCAGAUCCUGUACUCGUCUUCCGCUGAGCUGGCUGAGGCCAGAAAUAUCCUGCAGAACAUAAUUUGCCGACGCCUCUACAAGUGUGUGGGACAGACUCAGGCUGAGAAACCCGUGGAAGUCUCACAGAAAGAGCUCCUGGUCUGGGCAGGCAUGGUGGCGAGGUCCAGGCCUCAGAGCGAACACCAGGGCGUCACUCUGAAACCCGAAGACUUUGUUGUCAACAUCAUCAACAUGGACUGGGGUAUGAAGGAGAAGAAUCCAGUCAACAACGUGCGUUUCUACUGUAAAGACGACAUAACCAAUGCCUACCAGAUCCGCAAGCACCAGGUGUCCAGGCUGCUGCCGGAAAGGUUUGCUGAGCAACUGAUCAGGGUCUACUGUAAAAAGACAGAUGACAGGAGUCUGGAGGCAGCUAAGAAGAACUUUGUCCAGUGGUGCAUGGACAUGAACUUCUCCAAACCUCAGGACGGAGACGUGAUUGCACCCGAGCUCACCCCCCUUAAGCCAAGCUGGGCCAUAAAUAAUGAUAGUGAGGAGAACAUCAAAGAAGAAAACCAGGCAGGAGGAAGCAGGGCUGCAUUUAAUGGUGGACAGAAAACAGCCAGGCACAGACUCUUUUAGGGGGAAGAGGAAGACGAUAUACAGAAGAGGGUCCCCUCCAUUUGCUUUCAAUGGCAGUGUUCAUCCAAAAUUGUUUUCAUAGAUCUACAGGGAAUGCAAGGUUUUUUUCCAGCCCCACACUGACACCCUGGAUUCAGCUAAUGCAAGUCAUGUUGAUUAGCUUAAUUAUUGGUGGUCAUGAUGGUUUGGAACAAAAGCACUUAAACCCUGUUUCUCCCCUGGACCAGGAUGAGUAGUGGAACACUUUGUCCACCAGAUGGCGAAGAUGACUGUUACAUAAUGCCAGUGGAGCUAAAACAAUUAUGCAAAUACGUUGCCCUGAACCCUGUUUAUGAUCAGCUAGCUCCCUACCAAACCUUAACUAGCCAGGUUGGCCCUUUUAUCUGUGUCUGUUGGUCCACGAGACAUUACUUCACUCAGGGGUCUGAUUCAGAUUUUCCAUAUAAUAUAUAUAUAUAUAUAUAGGUUUUUAUAUUAUUUUAGCUAGUGCUAUUUCAAACUUAUGUUUUAGGUUUGUUAUCUUGUUGUGGUGUUUUAUCGUAAGAGAAGUGUGUCAACAUACUCUUCACACUGUUAAAUUUCUCCUGGCUUUGGAGACUAUACAUUGAUCUGUUAGCCUGGCAACAUCUGUUACAUCUGUCUAUCCUGGUGAGAGUUACUCUGAAACCGAACACAAACAAUCAUGAUUGCUUUACAUUGAUAUACUUGCAUAGCUGAAUGUAUAUUUAUUGAUUGUUGUGAUAUUUUAUUCACAUAUUAUGCAUGCAGUUGAGAUUUUAUGUUUGUUUUGGUUUUGUAAUUUAGGUUUAGUGUCUGAACUAUAUUUUUAAUUGGUGUGGGUUUUUUUUGGUGUGAUUUAAGUUAUAUAUUAUUUUCCAUGUACCCUGCUAACAUACUUGCCUAUCUGCCUAUGGUUUUGGAUCAUUUGGGAAUCUGAUUAAUGAUAUUGAAAAAGAAUUAAAAUAAAUGUCAUCCCACA
Messenger RNA from Esox lucius (northern pike), 3052 nucleotides. RefSeq names its product deoxynucleoside triphosphate triphosphohydrolase SAMHD1. Gene Ontology annotation, molecular function: protein binding; dGTPase activity. The record is from RefSeq and is a predicted model, not a curated record. The coding region runs from base 154 to 2073 and encodes 639 amino acids. NCBI's taxonomy places the organism in Eukaryota, Metazoa, Chordata, Actinopteri, Esociformes, Esocidae. Gene Ontology annotation, cellular component: nucleus. The transcript has 16 exons. Gene Ontology annotation, biological process: defense response to virus; regulation of innate immune response; dGTP catabolic process.